AUGCCCCUGAAUGGGACCAGCCGUUACGCCCGUAUGCGAGCCCCAGCAUGGCUCAAUCCAUCCCCUCAACCACCAUCAGAUACCCAGAAAGAACGCCGCCAACCGAAUGAUGCGCUUCUUAACGAUCCUAAUUCCGAUAUCCUCAUCGACUUCAACUCGCGUCAAGGUUUCUACGAAGCGGCAAAGAAGAAGAAAGCAAAAACACCUUCUGCUCCCCCACCGCCGCCACCGCCGCCUGCGGCUCCACCAGCAGACGACGGUCAAAAGGAUGACAAUACCGGAGGAGAUAGAGGAGCCAGUGGAGGAGACGCUGCAGGCGGCGCCGGUGACGGAAAUGGUGAUGACAACAGCAACUCGCCCCCGAAGCCUCCCACAACCUUUGAGAAUAUCAAUCUUGGAGACAAUAAACUAGAUCUUGGUUUAAGCCCACCAGAAUCCAAGGGCAUUUCUAGUUCAUGGGGCGCGAAAUUGGGCUUUGGUGGAGGAGGAUGGGGCUGGGGCGUAGGAGGGAAAAGCGAAACGGCACCGGCACCGGCACCGGCACCACCGCCGCCUCCACAAGAAACCAAGGCUGAAGAGAACCCCUGGGACAAACCUCAUGAUAGAACAGGAGGAAUUGAAGACGACGACGACGGUUGGGGCUUUGGUGCCAAGAAAGAGAAGAAGAAGGGCUCCACGCUCUGGGGCGCCGAACCCGACGAGGGACCAAAAGAUGGUGAUGAUCCUUGGGGUUGGAGUGGUCAAAAAAAGAAGGGCAAAGCUGGUGGCAUCCUGGAAGAGCUUGCCCUUGAUUCCGAUACUGCACCUCCGAACGGAAAGAAGGAUAUUUGGGAUACUUGGGGAAUAUCCAAAAAAGACCGGGCCAAGAAGAAGGGAAUCAUGGAGGAAGUUGCUUUGGCAGCUGCACCCGAACCCCCUUCAAUGGAAGAUCAGUGGGGUGGCUGGUCUGGGAAAAAGGAGCAUUCACAAAGUUCACUUUGGGGGGCUCAAGAUUCAAUACCUGCACCUGCACCUGACCCCCCUUCGUUUGAAGACAAGGAUGGUGACGACUUUUGGAGUACUUUUGGAACUGGAAAGGCAAAACCUCCGCCAGAGGAAACGAGUGGUUGGGGACCAUUUGGUAUAGGAAAGAAAGAGCCGCCUAAGAAACAAGACGACGGUUGGGAUCUAUGGGGAACAGGUAAGAAAAAGAAGAAAGCUGGCGACUUGAUUCAAAUAGAGGAUGAUAUUCCUCCUCCCGCCCCCGAUCCCGUCGAGGCUGUUGGCACCGACGACUUCCUCGAUUCUUGGGGUUUUGGCAAGAAGCCCAAGAAACCGGCCGCUGACCCGUUCGAUUUUAAAACUUCCGGCGCCGAUGAUCCUAACGAUGCUUUUUGGGGCUCAAUAGACAACAAGAAGCCUAAUGCACAUGAGUUUCUUAUCGAUACUACUGGAGACCCAGAGCAAGCCGCCAGAGAAGCUGAAGAGCAAGCCGCUCGCGAAGCUGAGGAAGCCGAGGCCGCUCGUGAAGACGAAGAGAUUGCCAAUCUUUUGGACAAGAAAUCUAAAAGAGGAGGACGGCUCCUUAAGUCAGAUCGAGAACGUCUUGCUCUUCUUGAAGGGAAUGCCACCCGAAGAGCUGAAGCUCGAGCUACCCGCGAGGCCGAGAUGGCAGCUGCCGCUGAAGCUGCACAAGCCGCCGCUGACGCUCAAGCCGCCGCCGACGCCGAAGCUGCCGCUUUACAGGCUGCAGAAGACGCCGAAGCCGCAAAGGAGAACGAGGAGCUUGCGGCACUAUUGGCGAAGAAGCAGAAACGCAAUGGAAAGUUGUUGAAAAAGGAUCAAGAACGCCUUGCUCUGCUCGAAGGGAAUGUCUCAAGGAGGGCCGAAGCUCAAGCAGCCCGGGAAGCUGAGGCCAUUGCCGCUGCUGCAGCUGCUCCAGCGGCACCUUCUAAUGAAUUUCUUUCUCAAGAGACAGACCAGGAUGGUCUGGCCACGGAAGCAGCUGCAGAAGCUGACGCUGCACUUGCCACUGAAAUUGCGCAGGAAGAGGCGGAAAUGGAGAACCUGCAGUCAAAGAAGGCGAAGAAAGGAAAACUUCUCAAAAAAGAGCAGGAACGGCUGAAUCUCUUAAUCAACAAUGCAGCGAAACGAGCCGAGGAACAAGCAGCGAAAGAAGCAGAAGAACAGGCGGCGGCAGCAGCAGCAGCCGAAGCCGAAGCCGCUGCCCAAGCUGCUGCAGACGCCGAGGCUGCAGUUCAAGCCGCCGCAGAUGCUGAAGCUGAGGUAGCUGCCAAGGAAGAGGAGGAAAUGGCAGUGCUGAAAGCCAAGAAAGCCAAGAAGGUCAAGCUCACAAAGAACGAAACGGCUCGACUAAUGACCUUGGUUGGCAACUCUGUAAAGCGAGCUCAGGAAAAAUCCGUCAAAGAGGCCGAGGAAGCAGCCGCGGCGCAGGCUGCUAAAGAAGCCGAGGAGGCUGCAGCCCGUGAAGCAGAUGCGCUCGCAGCACAUGAGGCUGAAGCGACCGCUGCCCGUGAAGCGGAAGCUGUCAUUGCUGCCGAAGAAGAGAAGGAACUUGCAGAUCUCACAGCUAAGAAGAUCAAGCGUGGCGGCAAUCUGAUCAAGAAGAAGGAUGUGGAGCGUUUUAAUGUCCUCACUCAAAGGGCUGCCGAACGAGCCGAACGAGUAGCUAAGCAAGCUGAAGCGAUCGGUGCUGUUGAAGCUCAAGGAGAGCUUACAGAAGCCACCCAGGGAAAUGUAGAGGUGGUGGCGGAAGCUCAACCCGGACCAGAGCCUGAGCAACCGCUUGUAGACAUGGACGCAGCAUCUGUUGAUCCUGAUCCUGAUCCUGCUCCUGAUGCAGCUAUUGUUGCGGAGGAAGAAGCAGAGUUAGCCAGUCUAGAUGCAAAGAAGAUAAGGAAAGGCAAGCUUGGCAAAAAGGAUACAGAGCGGCAUAAUAUCCUCACAGAAAAUGCUGCGCAACGACUAGCUGCUAAAGAAGCAGACGAAGUGGCUGGCGCUGCCGCGGCUGAGGCCAAGGCUGCAAAAGAAGCAGAGGAAGCUGCAGCAGAAGCAGCCGCAGCAGAAGCAGCCGCAGCCGAAGCGGAAGCUAUAACUGCAAGCGAAGCUGAAGCUAUCCUGAUUGCUGAUGAAGAGGCAGAGCUUGCCACUCUUGCUGCCAAGAAAGCCAAAAGAGGGAAGCUUGUCAAAAAGGACGCCGACCGUUUUAAUAUUCUGACAGAAAAUGCUGCGCAGCGACAAACCGCUAAGGAGGCAGAAGAAGCAGCUGCCGCAGCAGCAGCAGCAGCAGCGGAGGCUGAGGAGCAGGCUGCAAAGGAAGCAGAAGCCGCAGCAGCAGCUGAAGCAGAGGCAGCAGCAGCCCGCGAAGCAGAGGAUGCAGCUAUUGCUGAGGAAGAAGCCGAGCUGGCUGUACUAACUGCCAAGAAAGCUAAGAAGGGUAAGCUUGUCAAGAAAGAUGCUGAUCGAUUUACUGUUUUAUCGGAAAAUGCAGAAAGGCGAGCCCAAGAAAUAGCCCAGACUACCGAGCAACCUGAAGAUCCUACACCAGAACCUGAGACAGAAGUUAACGAACCUUCUCCUGAACCAGCCACAGAUGAGCUUUCUGCCGAGGUUAAUGACCCUGAUGCUAUUGCAGCUGCUGAAGCAGAAGCCGCUGCUAUUGCCGACGAAGAAACGGAACUUGCUGCUUUGAUUGCUAAGAAGGAGCGAAAGGGCAAGCUUGGGAAGAAAGAUACCGAUCGUUAUAACCUUCUUACUACCAAUAGCACAGCACGGGCAGAGAAAGCCGCUCAAGAAGAGGCAGCUGCUCAAGCUACUGCUGAUGCUGAAGCAGCCGCACAAGCUGAAGCAGAGCAGGCAGCAGCAGCCGAGGCUGCUGCUCUUGAAGAGGCUGCUGCCAGAGAGGCUGCAGAGGCAGAAGCUCUGCUUAUUGCCGAAGAGGAGGAGGAGCUAGCUGCCCUGACUGCAAAGAAGAAUAGGAAGGGCAAACUUGGGAAAAAGGAUAGUGACCGAUUUGCUAUCCUGACAGAGAAUGCAACUCAACGAGCUGAGAAAGCUGCUGAGGCAGAAGUAAUGAAAGAGGCUGUUCUUGAAGUUGAAGACCUCCCUGCUGAAAUUCCUGCCGAUGCUGAAGCAGAUGCCGAAGUCGAUGCUGAAGCAGCCGAGGCCGCCGCUAUCGAGGCAGAGGCAGCUGCCAUUGCUGCUACUAUUGCUGCCGAAGAGGAAGAAGAACUAACUGCCUUAAUUGCCAAGAAAGAGAAAAAGGGUAAACUAGGCAAAAAGGAUAGCGAUCGAUUUGCUUUCCUCACUGAGAACGCCGCCCAAAGAGCCAGAAAUGCAGCACACGAAGUAGCCGCCGAGGAAGACCAAGAAGCCGCUAUCGCCGAUUCUGCAGAUACCAAUGAUCGCCCAGAUGAUAUCGAGAACUCACUAUUUGAGAAUGCCCCGGAGCCACCAGUUGUUGAAGAGGAGGCACCCCCUGAUGAUGAUGGUGCUGCUGCAGAGACUAUGGCCUUAGUUGCCGCUGAGGAACAAGAAAUUGCAGACCUAGAGGCCAAGAAGGCAAGGAAAGGCAAGCUGGGCAAGAGAGAUAUGGAACGAUAUAACCUUCUUAUUGAAAAUGCUGCUCAGAGAGCUGAAGAGCGAGCAACUAAGGAAGCCGAGCUCGCUGCUGCUGCUGAGCUCGCUGCUAUCGAGUCUGCUGACGCUAAGGCUGCUGCUGCUGCUGAGGAAGAGGCGGUGGCGAGAGAGACCGCUGAAAUUGAGGCUGCGGCAGUAAUCGCCCAAGAGGAAGAAGAGCUUGCUGCCCUAGAAGCAAAAAAGCAUCGAAAAGGAAAGCUGGGACGCAAAGAUACAGAUCGAUUUGAAUAUCUUCUGGGAAACAAGGUCGCAAGGGAAGCACAGGUUGCUGAGGAACGAGCUGCAAAGGUAGCCGAAGAGGAAGCCGAAGAGCAAGCACUUCACGAAGCUGCCGCCGCUGCCGAGGCUGAAGAGACAGCCGCAAGAGAGGCUGCCGAAGCCGAAGCUGCAGCUGUUGCUAACGCGGAGGACGAAGAACUGGCCAUCUUAGCAGCCAAGAAGGCCAAGAAGGGUAAACUAGGACGCAAGGAUACAGAGCGUUUUGAGCAGUUGUCUUCGAAUGCUGAGAAACGAGCCGAGGAACAAGCGGCCCGUGAGGUUGAGGCUGCUACUGACGAAGCUCCGGCCGUGGAAGAGCUACUUGUGGAAGAGCUUGAGGAACCAACCCCGGAACCUGAGGAGACUGUAGAAGAAGCCCCUGAUGCCCCGGUUCCCGAUAUUGACGACGACGGCGUUGCCGAGGCCGCUGCCAUAGCCGCAGAAGAAGAAGCGGAGCUUGCUUCUCUUGAAGCCAAGAAGGCACGGAAAGGAAGGCUUGGGAACAAGGACACCCAGAGGUUCACGUUUUUAACCGGAAUUGUUUCAAGACGCGCUGAAGAGCAGGCAGCAAAGGACGCCGCCGCUCAAGCUCUGGCCCAGACGACUCCCGAAGAUGUUGCUGAAGAAGAAGAAGAAGAUAUUCCCGACCAAGAAGAUGCUGAAACUGCCGCUAUCGAGGCUGAAGCCGCCGCUAUAGCUGCUACUAUUGCUGCUGAAGAAGAGGAGGAGCUUGCUGCCCUUACUCUUAAAAAGACGCGAAAGGGCAAACUUGGCAGAAAGGAUACAGAACGCUUUGAUUUGUUAAUGCAAAAUGCAGCUAUACGCGCGGAAGAACGUGCCAUUAAGGAAGCCGAAUCUGACGGCCAGGCCGAAGAAUUGGUACCCGAAGAGGUUGAUGAUAUUCCUGAGCCGGAGCCCGAGGAGAAUCAUGAUGCAGAAGAAGUAGCUGCCCAGGAGGCAGCCGACGCCGAAGCCAUUGAACUUGCAGCGCUUAACAAGAAGAAGGCAAAGAAGGGUAAACUGGGUCGUUCUGAUACUGAGCGAUUUAAUAUCCUUGUCGACAAUGCUGCAAAGCGUGCCGAAGCUGAGGCAGCCAAGGAAGCGGGAGAGGGUUUGGGAGACAUACCCCGAGCUGAGGAAGAGGAGGACGAUGAAUUUGUUGAUGCUGAAGACGGCGAGGAAGACGAGUUGGCUGAGGAGCUAGAACCUGAAGGCGAAGAACUUGCUGAGCCUGAUCUUCAGGAAGAUGAACCGGCCAUAGCCGAAGCUAUGGUAGCUGAGGCAGCGGCACAAGCUGCCCUCAUCGCAGAAGAAGAGGCCGAGUUGGCUGCGUUGAUGAAGAAGAAGCAUAAGAAAGGAAAACUAGGCCGCAAAGAUACUGAAAGAUUCCAAGCGUUAGCAGAGAAUUCUGCUAAACGCGCUGAGGAGGCGGCAAUCCGAGAUACAGAAGACGCAGUUGCAGAGGUCGAAGUAGAGCUUGGUGAACCAGAACCAGCAUCUGAAGCUGCUGAACCCAAGCCUGAAGAUAAUGGCCUGGAGGAGGCUGAACAAGUGGUAAUCGCUGAGGAAAAAGCAGAACUGGCAGCUUUAAUGAAAAAGAAGGCAAAGAAGGGAAAACUUGGUCGGAAGGACACUGAGAGAUUUAUCAUCUUGUCAGAAAAUGCUACCCGCCGCGAACAGGAGCGAGCUGCUGUUGAGGCUCAGACUGAAGCCGUUCAGGAGGAGCCUGAUAUCGAAGGUGUGGGAGAGACUGGAGGAGAGGAGCAGGAGCAGGAGCAGGAGCCUUUAGAAACACAAGAGGAGGAAGCUGCAGCUCGAGAAGCUGAAGAGGCAGCUAUUGCGAAAGAAGAGGAAGACGAGCUCGAGGCCCUUCAAGCCAAGAAAGUAAGAAAGGGCAGGUUAGGCAGAAAAGAUACUGAACGCUUUGCCAUAUUAGAGGAGAAUGUAGCAAGGCGCGCAGAAGAACGUGCUGCGGCUGAGGCUGCUAUAGUUAAUCAACCUGAGGAAGACGGUGAGGGUGAAGGUGAAGAGGAGGAGGAGGAGGAGGAAGAAGAGGAAGAGGAGGGGGGGGAGGAGGAGCCUGAGGCAGACGAGGAAGAAUUGGCGACCCAAGAAGCAGAGGAGGCAGCAGCGCGGGAAGCAGAGGAGGCAGCAGCUCGGGAAGCAGAGGAGGCAGCUAUCGCUAAGGAGGAGGAGGAUGAGCUCGAGGUCCUUCAAGCUAAGAAGUCAAGAAAGGGCAGAUUGGGCAGAAAAGACACCGAGAGGCUUCGAAUCUUAGAAGAUAAUGCAGCAAAACGCGCCGAGGAACGCGCCGCUAAGGAAGCAGCAGCCGUCGAAGCAGACCUUGGAGCUGAAGAUGCUGAAGAAGAGGAGCAGGAGGACGACGACGAGGAAGAAGAAGAAGAAGAAGAAGAAGAAAACAAGGACGAGGAAGAGGACGAGGACAAAGACGCAGAGGACGAGGAUAUCGAUAACGGUGAAGUGGGCAAGGGGAGAGAUGAUGCUGAUGCUGAGGAGGCAGCAGCAGCAGCAGCGAGAGAAGCCGAGGAGGCAGCAGCUAAAGAGGCGACAGAAGCCGCAGCUCGUGAGUUGGUCACGAAAGAACUUGAGGAGCUUGACUUCCUCCAGUUCAAGAAAGCAAGGAAAGGUAGGCUUGGCAGAAAGGAUACCGAACGACUCAGAGUUCUAGAGGAGAACGCUACCCAGCGUGCUGCAGAGCUAGCCGCCAAAGAAGAGGCUGCCGCAGCAGCAGAAGGGGAAGAAGCGGAUGUAGUCGAAUUCGGCAACCCUCCUGAAGAAGAGGAGUCGGACAUUGAAGCCGAGGACAAUGAUGAGGAUCAAGAAGCGGACGCUGAAGACACUGCGAAUAAAGAAUCGAGUGACGUCGAAAAUGAAGCUAUUUUCGGCGAAGACGAAGAAAAGGAAGCUGAGGUACUGCCAAAGGACCAAGUUCCCGAAGCCCCUGCAGAUGAUGAGAUCGUCGAGGUCAUCGACUUAUCGCCAAAGAAAGAAAGGAAGAGUAGGAAGAGCAAAUCCCGUCGCGAUGCUCCUCCGCCUCCUCCAGUUCCAGAUCCUCCGUUGACGCCACCACCUGAGUCGAAGCAGUCUCGAAGGCCCAAAAUUCAUCGCGAAGGAACUUCAUUUGGUCGGUGGGCCGCGACACCACAUGAAGAGAGGGUUGAGCCUCAAGAGAAGUCAACUAGACAUAGACGGCGAGAGGAAAAGACGUCGUCCAAGGGUUCCUCAUCCGACAAAGUCGAGAAGACUCCAUCACGAUCUCGUGGCACUGCUUUGUUUAGUAAACCACCACUCACUCGUUCCGCUACCAUGCGCGAGAAGAAAGACGGCAUCGGCAGCAAACGUCGCCACUCUACCAAUGCUCGCGGACUUGUAUCGCCUCCUCCUGAAGAUGUGCUCAUGGGCGAGGAUGAAUUAAGCAAUCGCCGCAAGUCGCGUAAACCUCGAUCACGCGAAGAUGAAGAUGCAAUGAUGUCUGGCGCUGCUCCUGUGCCUGAUAAAUAUGAACGUCGUCGUUCAAAUAAACCACGGUCGCAUGAGGACGAUGAUUUGGUUAUGGUAGAUCCUGAACUCGCGCCCGAUAGACGCGAGCGCCGACGGUCUCACAAACCACGAUCUCGCGAAGAGGAAGAAGUCGCCGUGGUCGAUACCGAACGUCGUCGGCGAGCCAAGAGAUCGAGGGAUGAAGAGCCCGUGAUGGUGGAGCCUGACGUCCCUUUUGACGCACCUCCACGAAGUUCCAAGAGGUCCUCAGGUUUCGCUGGCCUCUUCAGUGGUUUGCGAACGCCGAAGACUGAACGACCUGACCCUCUGCGACGUCGCAGCACCUAUGCGACAACUGAUGACGAAGCCUUGCGCAGCGCCAAAAUGGAUGGUGACGCAGUAUUAGUAGAUGCUGACCGGAAAGCAAGGAGAGCUGCACGCAGGGCCAAGAGGGCUGCUGAAAGCGGUCCUGAUCCUGAGGAAGCAGCGCGUCGAGCUCGAGAUGAGAUACGCCGUGAACGACGUCGACAGCGCGAGGAAGAAGCCGAUCCUACAAGGCAAGACAAAGAGGCCCGCCGUGCUGAACGCAGACGACAGCGUGAUGAAGAUGCACGACGAGCCCAGGAGGAGCGACAGGCGCAAGAAGAACAACAACGACUGCAAGAGGAAAAGGAGGCACAAAGAGCCGAACGUAGGCGCUUGCGUAGAGAACAGGAAGCAGUCGCUGCCGCAGAACAAGUCGAAGAUGAAGAGGCUCGUCGAGCUGCCAAACGCGAACGCCGUCGGCGCGACACAAAGCGGGCUGCUCGAGGUGCAGAAGAGGAGGAAGGUCGUCAGCGACGAAGUCAGCAAUCUGCAGACGAAUAUAACCAGCGGAGAUCCCAUCGUCGCGAAGAGAGACCGCAGGCUCCAGCUUGGCCUCAUUCUGGGACUUCAUCAUGGGUCAAGGAACACUCUGACGCACCCCCUCCUCCUGACCUCGGUGACGGGGGUGAAGCAAAUGGUGGACAGACCGAGGACGAGAUGGCAAGACGUGAAGCUCGUCGAGCUCAUCGAUCGAAAUACGAGGAAGAGCCCACAGAAGAGACCGAAGAUCGGCGAAGGCGACGAGCAAGGCGAGACGAUCGUGAGCGCGGUGGUCGAGAUAGAGAACGUCACCGAGAUAGGCGCUCGGAAGGUAGCGACGAGCGACAUCACAGCCGUCGAGCGUCAACCUUUAUGGAGGCAGCAACAACACCUCGCACAAGUUGGUGGAAGAAGAUCGCUGGAUGA
Molecule: messenger RNA, 9669 nt
Organism: Fusarium proliferatum ET1
Lineage: Eukaryota; Fungi; Ascomycota; Sordariomycetes; Hypocreales; Nectriaceae
Exons: 3
Coding region: 1-9669 (3222 amino acids)
Source: RefSeq, a predicted model, not a curated record